Acanthosepion pharaonis is the source of this 819-nucleotide messenger RNA. The record is from the annotation of a GenBank genome assembly. Lineage: Eukaryota; Metazoa; Mollusca; Cephalopoda; Sepiida; Sepiidae.
AUGAGAAAAGAUCUUGUUGGAAUUGAAGAAGGGCCGAACGGUUUUUUAACAGACAUUUUCCACCCUGUUUUCGCUGUUACCCCAUCAAGGCGAUGCAUUGUCGUCAAGGAAGAUUUGUUGUGCAAUGGAGAAGGCAAUUGUCGACGCAAAUGUGGAGGUAUUGGAGCCUGCAUUCCAGAUUGUCCAAAGAAAAAUGAAAGAGCAAAAAUGGGUCAUCGUUGUUCAUUUAAAGUUUUGCUCACAAUGCAUUCUGACCGGAUAGGAACUUGGGAAGUGAAGUCAAUAGGUUCUCACAUUGAACCAGAAGAUUUCUGGGUACCCCCAGUAAAGAAACUAAGAGAACGAAAGUGCCAAUCAAAAGUUCUCAAACUCCCUCGAAAAAGUAUAAAGAAUAAACCCGUGUUUUCAUCUUCACCUCGAAAUGAACGACCUUUAAAACAACAAUUAAAUCAUCAUAUUUCUUCACCAAGAAAAAAAAACACGGAUUUGUUGAUGCAAGAAGCAUUGUUUGAUCGACAACCAGAUUUACUAGAGGACAAUAUUAAUACACUUACGCAACAAGAUAACAAUGGUGUACAAAUAAUUGAACCUCCAAUAAAAGAACCGCCUUUAGAGUUUCAGAACACAGAAAAUAUACCAAACUUUCAUAACCAGGACAAUCUACCAGAGUUUUCUCAAGAUGGACAACAAAACCUUGCUGAUUUUCACCAACCUUUAAAUUAUGAAUAUCUUCCUGAUGGUGGUGGUGGUGGAUACACAAACUGGACAUCUAUUGAAAUCCAACUCUCCAAUAACAUUUUGGUUUCAUCAUUCUUCUAA